Molecule: messenger RNA, 2504 nt
Organism: Biomphalaria glabrata
Lineage: Eukaryota; Metazoa; Mollusca; Gastropoda; Planorbidae
Exons: 3
Coding region: 653-1390 (245 amino acids)
Source: RefSeq, a predicted model, not a curated record
UGUGUCAUGUGACCUGCUAUCUUUCUCUUCCCCCAAGUGAUAAGUACUGUACCCAUUAAAUGGGUGGAUUCAGGUAGGGAUGUCCUAAAAAAUAUGCAAAUUCAAAAUCUCAGUCAUCAGCAGGAAUCAAACUUAUUCAAAUUGAUUGUAAAAUAUCUCAUUAAAUUACACCAUUUAGGACUCCAAUAGAGAUGGAUUCCCUAAGUAUUUUUUCUCUUUUUGCCCAACCUUGUUUUGCUAAUUUUUUAUUGUAAGUCUUAAGGUGCUUGAUUGUAUGCUCUCCUAAUUUUCAGGCUCUCUUGAAAGACUGAGUAAAAAGGCAAGGCCUGCAAGCAUUUCCUUAGCCAAUGAAGAGCUUCAGGAUGUAAUAGUCACCAAAAAGACGAAGCAGAAAGUAAGCACCCAUGACGCUUUCACCCAAACUGAUCAAAGCUGGGCCGAGAGUAAGCUAUGCAGGCAGAGCUCUCAACCUAUAGUCAGUGUAACCAAAAGAAUACCUGUCUUAAGGCGUUCAUCAUCCUGGCACCAGUUGGGUGGUCAGCCUGCGGUGCUCAGUGUUUGCGCCAAACAGCUCAGCUGUGCAAAGCCUAAAGCAACCCAGUCAAAGCCAACAGAAAGUCUUGCUCAGAGGAGACGUAGAUUUGGACAGAGCAUGGCUCCAAACUUAAGACUUUUAAUCGGCCAAGAAAUUAGUGCGUUAAAUACAAAGCCAAUCAAUUAUCCUUUACCAAGUGCAAUUACUAUGACCAACGAAGCACCAUUACGUGUUGGCUGUGUUCUGAUUGCACCGUCAGAUUCCCCCACCCAGCCCAAGCAGUGGAUGAAUAGCCCACGUUUUAAAACUUCAAUUGUCUCUGAAGAUGGUGCACUACCGAGUCCACUAGCAUUGAAGUAUGACCCAGUGGUGACUGCUGUCCCUUUGACAAGACAAAAAGCACCAGCAAUAAAUACUGCUGUGCCUAAGCGCAGGCGGCGAACGCUAAGAGAGUCUAAAAUCAACAGAGACAUUAAAUCUCAGUCUAUGGAAGAAACUUCCAUCAGUUCAAGACAGAAGCUUUUCGACGAGUCCAACUACAUAAACAAUCGUUACAUUCUGACCAGAGCUGACUCAGAUGGGAUCUCCAGAUGCAAGUCCCGGUCAGCAUCAUUAAGGACAAAGUCUGAAUCUGACGAAGUGACAGUCGUGAAGAUGACCAGAAAAUGCAGUCUUUCAUCAAGGCCUCAGCAGUUGAUCCCGGUGAAAACCCGCAACAGAAGCAAGUCUUUCUCCUGUAAAGGUGGCAGUAUCAUAAUGGAAGAAGAACUGGACCCACAGAUUGAUGAGAUCAGGGAUGACUUUAGGACAUGUCUACAGAUGAUCCAUGCUGAGACUGAAAUGAGUAAACUGUGAUAUUUGUGUUCCUUUCAUUGUCAUAUAAUGAAUUUUGUUUUCUGUAGAAGAAAAAGAAACUUUCUGUUGUAGAUAAAAAAAAAACUGUGUACAUAAUAUGGUAGAUGUGGCAAUUUGUUGGCAAUACUGGACACAUUUCAGAUCAUUCCAUUUAGCUGUAAAUGUUACAGUGUUAAUUUUUUGUUUUUGUUUCUGUUAAUGAAUGUUGUUAACAGAUAGCUGACUUUUAGAUAUAUUUAAAUACCUAUAUAAGCUUUAAUAGCUAAACUAAUGUUGUUUGUGUUAUCAUCUUCUUAGUUGUUACACGCUGUAGAGUUUACUAUAUACUGUUGCACUCCCAUUGAAUUGUUGCAAUUCUGUGAUGUCUGGUUGAGUUGGAACCUAAAAAACAAUAAUUGUUUUACAUUGUGUAAAUAGAACUGUACAGAAGUGUUAUAUAACAUUUUUAUACUCAUAAGCAUAAAAAAGUGUGUGUGUGUUUCUGUAUAUAGACUUCAAUUUAUAUUACUUUGGCAUGAAACCUGAUGGUGUUAACAAAAAUGUCUAUUUUUAGACAGACCCCUAAGUUAUGAAAUAAUGAGACAAAAAGGCUCUGUACUCUAGGCAAGCUAUCAUAUAUUUUGUUUUAACAAUACUGGAAAUUGCCUUUUGCACCAGAGAUGGGUUCUUGUUUUUUUCUUUUGCAUGCAGAACUGUUGCAGAGAUUUAUCUACCAAUCUUAUUGACAGAGAUGAAUAAUUGCAGUGAUAUUUAGGACUGAGGUGUACUUUGAAUAAAAGUAAAUAAGACAUGUGAGAAAUAGAGAAUGUGGAUGAAUGCAUCUUUACAUAUGCUAAAUUAUUUAUGAUAUUGUCUGAAUGUUACUUAACUGAAGUAGUCUCUUACUUAGUACAUCUGUAUCUAUUUUUUUUUAUUAUUAUGACUGAAGUAUUUAUGCGAUAGAGUGAAAGAAUAAUUUUUCAUUUAAUAAUAUUAUUAUUAUUAUAAUACAGUUUUUAAUUAUACGUAGUUCUCAAGCAUUACUGGUCUGCAUAAUACAUUCUAAGUUUUCCUUUUUUUUUACUCUAACUAGUAAGACCUAUGAUGAAAGCAAUAAAAAAUUAUUUAUAAUUGA